GCCGCCUACUCUUCUCCGUGUGCCGCACUUGUCUAUGUUGCCGCACUUCAGACGAAACGCCAAGCGACGCGUAACGACUCGGGAUUGCAUCUCCAAGAGGAACACACAGCAUCCAAAAGUUACGCGGCAGAUAACGCAGAACUAACAAUGUUACAGUUCAGGAGAACGUUUGAGAAUGAAAAAGUCCAGCUGCAGGAAUUAAACCGCAGACUAAGUCACUACCUGUCCAGAGUGAAACAUCUGGAGCAAGAAAACGCCUGCCUGGUAAAAGAAAUAAGCGCAGUUAGAAAUGAGAGAACUUUCGAGUGGGAAGACCAGUACCUGGCCGAACUGCGAGAACUUAGGAGAACGGUGGACCUGCUAGCUUUUGAGAAGUCUAAAGCUGAGGUGGAACGUGAGAGGCUGCGACGGGAGUUUCAGACGGUUCAGUCGCUGCUCUUCGAAGAGUCGGGAAUGUGCCGUGACAUCGAUGGGGAGCUAAAAGCCUGCAAGGUGCAACUUCAGCAAGCGCAGGCGAAGAACGCCGACCUGGAGGACUUUAUGAUCCAGCUGGAAAACGAAAGCAGGCUUCUAGAAGAAGAGCACAGACGAGAAAUUUCCCAUGUCCAGAACAACAUAUACUCCAGAGCACUGUCCAAUGUCACCCAGACGUACCGAGCUGUUCCGCCGAUUACUGUGGAAGAGGUGGAGCAGUACGCGCUCAGCAUGUCGGAUAACUGCAUGGAGAUGUUCGAGGUGUACCGAAAAAGGGUGGAAGACCUGGAGGAGUCCGUCAGGGCGGACGAGGCUAAAGUGGAGGAUUUGCGCAGAGAGAAGAACCAGUAUGCCGCCGACUUUGAGAAGCUGCGGUCUGAGCUUGAAGAGCAAAAGAGGCUGCAGGUUCACCUUGAGGGGCAGCUGAGGAACACGCAGGACAAGUGCAAAGGGGAGCUCGAGCAUUAUCAGAUGGCUGUAGAGGAUCUGGAGCAGGAACGGAUGAUUCUGACCAGCGCCAUCACAGACAAGCUGAAGGAACAUCAGGAUCUCAUGCAAGUCAAGAUGGGCCUCAGCCUGGAGUUGGCAGCUUACAGGGCACUACUGGAAGGAGAGCAACGAGAUGCAUAUCUCUCGGCAGGCCAGUAUUCAAGAGAAGCACCAAGACGAAUAGGCUCUUCCAUAGUCAGACAAGACAGAAGACCACCUGUGAACAUAGGUUUUGAAACCAGAUGCAUGGAACAAGGGAGAUCUUCAAGAACUUCCCCCGGCGUCAGUCGUUUCAGAUCCUAUGAAGGCCCUGUUGCAACCCUGGGGAGAGCUUCAAGCAGAAGAGAUGUCAUGUCAUGCAGUAAAACACCACAAGUAUCCACAAUCGCUGUAAGGCCAGUGUUACAGAAAUAUGAUCUGAAAACUGAAAUAGCGGAAGAAGUGAUGGUGCAAAAGAAAGAUGUCUCCCAGCACUCCGCGAAUCAUCAGAAGUUCAUAAAGGAUUUCAGUCCCCUUCCCUCACCAACAUCAGAUAAGAGGGAAAUAGACCUGAAAGAGGCACAUAAGACGUGUGUGAGAGUUGUGUCCCCUCCAAUGAUGAGUUUAAUGACAAUGUCAGAAAAAGAAGGUGAGGAGGAUGCCGGAGACAUUAAGGCUGAUAAGAGUGAGGACAGAAAGGAAGCUGAUUACAGUGUCACUCUGGAGCAAGGAAAGAUUGACGAGGAGGAGGAAGUGGAUGCUCCGACAAUAGAGGAGGUCAUGAUAACGACCCAGGGUGAAUUUUCAGAUGACUCACAAAUUAAAGAGGAGAAGGAGAGUAAGAGGGUUGAUUCAGCUGAGGAGAAGGAGGAAGGGGGAGGUUCUCAGAAGGAGGAGGUCACAGCAAUAACCCAGGAUGAUUUUUCAGAUGAUUCACAAAUUAAUGAGGAGAAGGAGAGUAAAAGGAUUGAUCCAGCUGAGGAGAAGGAGGAAGAGGGAGGUUCUCAGAAGGAGGAGGUCACAGAAAUAACCCAGGAUGAUUUUUCAGAUGAUUCACAAAUUAAUGAGGAGCAGGAAAGUAAAAGGAUUGAUCCAGCUGAGAAGGAGGAAGAGGGAGGUUCUCAGAAGAAGGAGGUCACAGCAAUAACCCAGGAUGAUUUUUCAGAUGACUCACAAAUUAAUGAGGAGAAGGAGAGUAAGGGGAUUGAUCCAGCUGAGGAGAAGGAGGAAGAGGGAGGUUCUCAGAAGGAGGAGGUCACAGAAAUAACCCAGAAUGAUUUUUCAGAUGAUUCACAAAUUAAUGAGGAGAAGGAGAGUAAAAGGAUUGAUCCAGCUGAGGAGAAGGAGGAAGAGGGAGGUUCUCAGAAGGAGGAGGUCACAGCAAUAACCCAGGAUGAUUUUUCAAAUGACUCAGAAAUUAAAGAGGAGAAGGAGAGUAAGAGGAUUGAUCCAGCUAAGGAGAAGGAGGAAGAGGGAGGUUCUCAGAAGGAGGAGGUCACAGAAAUAACCCAGGAUGAUUUUUCAGAUGAUUCACAAAUUAAUGAGGAGAAGGAGAGUAAGAGGAUUGAUCCAGCUGAGGAGAAGGAGGAAGAGGGAGGUUCUCAGAAGGAGGAGGUCACAGAAAUAACCCAGGAUGAUUUUUCAAAUGAUUCACAAAUUAAUGAGGAGAAGGAGAGUAAGAGGAUUGAUCCAGCUGAGGAGAAGGAGGAAGAGGGAGGUUCUCAGAAGGAGGAGGUCACAGAAAUAACCCAGGAUGAUUUUUCAAAUGACUCAGAAAUUAAUGAGGAGAAGGAGAGUAAGGGGAUUGAUCCAGCUGAGGAGAAGGAGGAAGAGGGAGGUUCUCAGAAGGAGGAGGUCACAGCAAUAAUCCAGGAUGAUUUUUCAGAUGACUCAGAAAUUAAAGAGGAGAAGGAGAGUAAGAGGAUUGAUCCAGCUGAGGGGAAGACCAUGGCAACAGUAAGCUUGGAGGAAAUUAUUGAAAAAGUUAUAAAGCCUGCUGGUCUGGAUGCACAUCUUAGUUCAUCACCAGACUCAAAGAUCACCUAUCAUGUUGAGAAAACAGAAGCAGAGAAUGGCACAACCCAAAUAAUACUAGAGUCAAAGAUAGAGGAGGAUCUGGAUGUGUCUGAUGAGGCUUUGGAAGAGCUCCUCAACAAAGAAGUUAAGAAAGUCACUCUAGAGGAUGUCAAAGGAACUGCUGCUGGAAGUAUGAUUGAAAACUUGCUUUCUUUUGGGCUAGCAAAAGGCGAAGACUUGGAAAAGCUGUCAGUAAAUGUUGAAAUAAUCGAGGAGCCACUGGAAGCACACAGCAAGGAGGACAGCAAGGUCACUCCAACGACAGUGUUCUUUCAGUCUUCUUCAAAAUUUAUCCAAAUUGAAGAGUUAGAGAAUGACCCUCCACCGCCUGAACAUUAUGACAGUGGUGUUGAAGAAUUAAAGACUUCAGUGAUAGCUGAAGAAUACGGACGAGUGGAAGUGCAAGAGGGUUUGAAAGAUACAGACGUCACAUAUUACAGUCAAGAAACUGAAUAUUACGUGUCCACACCGGAUGAUGAUCCUGAGGAAGGCCCUUUAUCGUCUUCUGAACACUGUGAAGCAGUUCAUGGCUUGUCAGAUGAAACAUGCCAUCAAAAAGGACCUGUAAUCAGCCAAGAGGAUUCUGAUAGUCAAGAAUCAGAAUCCAAAGUAACAUAUAUGAUCAGUGAACUUGCCAGCAGUGAGGACAGAGAUUCACUGUGUGUUGUAGAAAGAGAAGUUCAAGUCUCUCCCCAAAUGCAAGAGGCUAUGCUAGAUGUUCUGCAAGAAGACUCAGAGGACCCAAAGCAACAGCUGAGGGAACUUUUGGAAGAGCUCCAAGGAGAAGUGAGUGGGGAAUUAAAGGAAAAUGUAUCUCUUAUCCCAAGAAAUGAUGAAGAAGGUGAUGGCGGUCUGUCUGUAGACAUCAGAAAAGUACAGAAGGAUUCGGAUGAGAAUUCAAUGACCGUUGUAGCAGAGAUCAAUGUUUCACAGACUCUAGAAGGUUCUGAACUGUUGCAGGAGCAGGACAAAGAUACGUUUGAAGAGAGAGAACGGUCAGUGAAUGUAGACGGCAGUCCAGAGGAACAUGACAGGGUUAGUCGUUCUGAGGAAUGCAGUACUCCUCAGAUUGAUGUCAACAAUGUUAAGAUUGGGGCUCCUCGUCCACAAGCUGAUAGAAGUGAGGAGAUCAGUCAGGAGGGGGACAUGAAGACAUGGCAGGAGUACACCGCAGAGUGUGCCGAAAUCAUCCAGGUGCUACAAAGCAAAGAAGCUCCACCCCAGUUAAAAGUGAAUCAAGAGGAAACAAUCGUCUACCUGGAAAGCCGUGAAGAAGCAUAAUCACUCUAGUUCUAAUACAAUACUGCUUGGCUGAGUGACCAUGGCCACCUGCCACCUACAGCAUGACACGUUUUCUGUUCGAGCCUCAUUAAGGGUGAUAUCAUUUUAACUGUAGCUCUGCCGCAUUUAAUGAAAUAUCCUUGGUGUUCCCCGCCUGAAAUAUUUUAGUACAUAUUUAGAAUAGCAUGAAAAUACGUAAUCAAAAGACCGCAACAGGAGCUUAAAUCUAAUCUAAAUAAUUUCAUUACAGGUCUGAUGUAACAGUUUGGCUGUAUACAUGUUGCUGUUCAUUCAUGUAACGCGUUUGUAAAGCUGCCGUUUACAGUUGGUAACAACUUUAUAGCUGCUUUCCUGCACAGUGUCAUUUAAGACAUUUAGUUAGGUGUGAGAUGCGCUGGACAAAAAGACCUUUUAUCUUGUUUGGUUUUUGGGUGCAACAAUAUUUUUCUGCGUAUACUUUAAUUACCAGGAGAACAAUCUUAUCUGAACUCAUGUUAUUUUUUUAAUGUGACACAUGUUCUCGCACACCUUUGCUACUCCUUUCAGUUAGUUAGGAAUGGGAAGCUGAGUGUAAAAAUAAACACACUCAUGUUUGUUCGAUCGCCUUGGGAUGGACUGGCGUGUUGUCCAGGGAGUUUCCCCGCCCUAUGCAGCCUGGCCAGACUCCUAGUCUCCCAUGACCCUCACCAGGGUAUGCAGUGGGAAGGCGGAUGCAUGUUUCUUCAAGCUGAUUAGUCAGAAUAAAAUCAAGUUGCUCAGGCAGGAUUACUAAGCUGGCUUUUCUAGGCACUGAGGGUCACCUGAUGUUUUGUUUCACUGGGUUCAUCUUGCUUAUGGGAUGAGUUACCGGGUCACCCAUCAAUUAUUAUUGAACCGAGAGGAAGCACCUUUCAGAGGAGAGAUCGGCUUAAUGGUCAAGCAGCCCUUGCAGUUUAAGUUUCACUGAACAGAUCUCUGUAAGACCUUUGUUUGUAAAUGAUGGACAGUGUCGUCCUGUAAACCACAAACAGCAGAACAUCAUCUGGUACAAAUAUCAUGCAAAUUAUCAGCUGCUCUUAAAUGGAUCUGUUAUUUUACCCUUUGGAAGCUUCUAAGGAUGUGUUGUUCAGUAGAAGUUUUCAAUGUGACCCUGUGCUGUAAGAUGGAUGGAGUGAUGAUUUUAUUAAUUUUUUUUACAUGCUGACAAUAAAAUCCAUGGAGUGUG
Molecule: messenger RNA, 5503 nt
Organism: Brienomyrus brachyistius
Lineage: Eukaryota; Metazoa; Chordata; Actinopteri; Osteoglossiformes; Mormyridae
Product: synemin-like
Exons: 4
Coding region: 148-4299 (1383 amino acids)
Biological process (GO): intermediate filament cytoskeleton organization; fast-twitch skeletal muscle fiber contraction
Cellular component (GO): neurofilament cytoskeleton; intermediate filament; sarcolemma
Molecular function (GO): intermediate filament binding; vinculin binding; structural constituent of muscle
Source: RefSeq, a predicted model, not a curated record